GUAGUUCUAACACAGACAUAUGGUCCAAAGGAGUGCAGCCGCUUGUGUUCAUCCUCAAGUCUCACGUUUUCAGGUGCACACAGUUUUUGGUAUACAAUUCACUUGCGACACUGUGUUGACGCUGGUCCUGUACCGUAUACUGAAACAUAUUGAGUUUGAUGCUUUCGCCGAAUUGUCAAGAAGUAUCAAUGUAACUUUUAGAAACGAUGGCUGGAGUGUUUGAUAUAGAGCUACAUGAAGAAGAUGUUGAACAAGACUCUGAAGAUGAUAUAACGAUAGAGGGCCCAUAUGAUCCACAUCUGAAUAUAAAUGACAUCACAGAGUCUGAAGGUGUAGAGACUGUGCAGCUUUCAGAACAGAAUGUUAAUCCCGGUAGUGAGAAGACUGGUCCACAAGACUUUGAGCUUCGAAAAGUGCUUGGUAAAGGUGGUUAUGGUAAAGUGUUUCAGGUUCGGAAGGUGACAGGCAAAGAUGCUGGUACCAUAUUUGCCAUGAAAGUGUUGCGGAAAGCUUCUAUUGUCCGAAACCAAAAAGACACUGCACAUACAAAGGCUGAGAGAAAUAUACUGGAAGCUGUGAAGCAUCCAUUCAUUGUGGAGCUGAUGUAUGCAUUCCAAACUGGAGGCAAACUGUAUCUCAUACUGGAAUACCUUAGUGGUGGGGAACUCUUCAUGCACUUGGAGCGUGAGGGUAUAUUUCUAGAAGAUACUGCCUGUUUUUAUCUGUCCGAAAUAAUUCUGGCAUUAGAACACUUGCAUAUACAAGGAAUCAUUUAUAGGGAUCUGAAGCCGGAAAAUAUUCUGUUAGAUGCACAGGGACACGUAAAACUGACAGACUUUGGUCUGUGUAAGGAACAUAUCCAAGAAGGCAUAGUGACACACACAUUUUGUGGCACAAUUGAGUAUAUGGCUCCAGAAAUUCUUACACGAAGUGGACAUGGAAAGGCAGUAGACUGGUGGUCACUGGGUGCAUUGAUGUAUGAUAUGUUAACAGGAGCGCCACCCUUCACAGCUGAGAACCGCAAGAAAACAAUAGAAAAAAUAUUGAGGGGGAAACUAGUUUUACCUCAGUACCUUACACCUGAUGCUCGGGAUCUGAUACGCAAGCUCCUUAAGAGGCAAGUGAACCAGCGACUGGGUUCAGGUCCAGGAGAUGGUGAAGCCAUAAAAAUGCACCCCUUUUUCCGGCAUAUCAAUUGGAUUGAUGUGCUGGCACGAAAAUUGGAACCACCAUUCAAGCCUUCUUUGAGUAGUGAAGAUGAUGUAUCCCAAUUUGAUACAAAAUUUACGAAGCAGACACCAAUUGACUCACCAGACGAAUCCACUCUGAGUGAGAGUGCUAACCUUGUAUUCCAGGGAUUCACUUACGUGGCACCUUCAGUACUAGAAGAGAUGUACAAGCCACCACGCAUUGUGAAAGCCAGAUCACCCAGGAAGUCUGCAUUUCCUGCUCCAUCACUUAGACAGCCUUUCAGCCCCAGGCACAAUCAUCAUUUAGCUCCAAAUUUUGGCUUCCACCAAAGACCAGCAACAAAUGACUACCCCAUGGGAACUCCCAGCCAAGAUGAGAUGAUGGAGGCCUAGGCUGUUUUGACGCACUUCAUUUGAUCCUGAGUUGUGUUCAUUCAGUGCUUAUCAUUCUGGUCAGCCACUUUCGAUCAUUGGAGCAUGAACUACCUGUCUACACAGAGGUUGGUAACAAUCGCAUAGUUGCACUAUCUUCUCUGGUGCUCCUUCUGCUCUCUCUGAAUGUUUGAAUUCAGAAUUUCAGCCAUGUAAUGAUAUGCUUGGAAUUAAGACCCUCUUUAGUUAAUAGAAGCAUGGAAAUUUGUGUCACGAUGGCUAUGUAAAUUAUUGUCACAGAGAAUGGACGCUGUCUCGUACAUUAUUUUUUACAAUGCUUGCACAGAAGAUUUUUGUAAAUAAAAAAAAAAAAACUUUAUCUUAUCUGUAAAUGUAACCAUUCUGAGGGGCAGUAGGAUGUGGUUAACAUGUGCGAUUCUGCAACUCUUCCCCAGCUCUGUCAGUAAUGUUCAGGAAUGUAUAUGUCAACAUACAUUGUCAGAGCAUGUAUACCAGUGCCACAGCCUACUCAAGCUAAGCUCAGGGAUGUAUAUCUUUUGGUAACCUCUAUAUGCAGUUCCAGUAUCAAAGGAAAAAUUUACCACAUUUUUUCCUGAAAAGCUGCAGUUAUGUGACUUGCGCUGAAUAGCACAAUUGGAUAUGAGCCAGCACCAUUCAUUUUUACAUUUGUACAUUUCCAGCAUUGCAUAAUAUCUGCAUUUCUAAAAGGUUACUGUUUCUAAUACGUAAGUGAAAUUAUAAAAUUGUGCAUCCUGUCCAAGGAUAUUCUGUUGACAUAGGGAAUGUAAUUGUGUAACUGAACUGUAGAUGUAUGUUUUGAAUUUUGUUUACCUCAUUUAUUUACAGAAUCAUCCUUUAGAAUUUUAUUGGAAUUUUGAAGUGAAUUCUAUAUAUAUAUAAUUUGUUUUUAUUUUUAGUGUUUAUAUUUAUGACAAUAAUGUUAAAACAUGAAAAUGCCAUAUAAAGAGAACAAAGUGAAAAGUUAAAUCCUGUUGCUGAAUUACUGUAAAUAUUUUUUUUUACAAACUGGUAAUACCUCUUGAAGCAAUAAAGUUGUGUUCACCAAAAGGCAAUCAUUUUGUAUACAUGGUAUUGAGGGACAGAGAGAAAUCUAAUUUAUAACUGCAAAAAUAUUAGGAAUGUUCACACCUUUUUUUCUCUUCAGUGUAAUAGCAUUUAGAAUUCAGGGAUUUUUUCCUUUUGCUCAUUUUUAUGUUAUUAUGCAACUGAUAACUGAUGGAGUUUCAUCACAAUCUUCCAUAUGUUGUGAACCCAUAGAUACAACAGCAUUAUGUCACAGAGAGCAGUCACAUUUAGAACUGCCAAUUUAACUUUUUUAAAGCUAUUUGAAGUAUGUAACUUGUUAAAGAAAUGUGAAGAAACUUCUUUGGUAGUUUGUUUCCUAUGUUCCGUCUUCCAUGGAAAUCUGACAAGUUAGGUUUCUUAGAACUUCUGUGGCAUAUACAGCAUUUGUCUACAUAAUAGCUAUAAUUAACUGCACUUAAUUUCACUGAACUCAAACUUAACAGAACUACAAAGAUGACAUACACUCACAUCCUUAAAUAUUUUGGCAUUUAACUUGUGUUAUUUCACUCUUUACACUAUUUGCAUUUAAAAUGCUCUGUGUGUUUUUCUUUGUGUGCUGUAGCACAGUCAGGGGAAAUUUCCUCUUGAGGUACUCCUACAGUUAUUUAUGUGGAUGUGCAAUUUCCCAAUGCCUGUAAAACCUAAGUUUUAUUUGGUACAACCUUAUUUGUAAAUUAUUCUUUCACCAGUCACUCACACACGUUCUAUUCAUCCUGGUCUGUGUACAUGCAUUUGGUCCAUUAUAUAGUGCAGAAGAUUUCUUUUAGAAGUCAGGAUUGCAAAUACUGUAGCAAUUUUCAUUAAUUAUAAAUAUUUAAAAGAUUUUUCUUUAAUGUCAACCAAAAAUUAAGCUUAUGGAAAAAGAUUUGGUAAAAUAACAUUCAGUAAAGGAUGUAGACACUCGAGCACAACCAGGCAGGACACUAUUACACCUUUAAAGCAGCAAGAAAUAAUCAGCUGUGAAAAUCUGUGUUGUUCUGGGCACAUUUUGAUUUUGAAACAUAAUUUGCUGUGUGCUCACGAAGUUGAUUACUGCUCGAAGGUUUUGUUUUCAUUCGUGUACUUGUAUUUUUUUUAAGAUAUCUUCCAUUUUGUUGUGGUAAAUAUUGAUAUUUUGUACAUGUAAUAUGAGCCAAGAUAAAUGCAUUAAAAAGUGGAACUCACGUUGUGAAUUACUGGAAUGAAGUAUACUGGAAAAAGCAGUAAACUUGAGAAGUGGAGUUUAAAGUUGGACUGAGGAAUAAGAGGAGGCUGAUUUCUUUAAAGUGUGUUUUCACUGUAUUGUAAUUCUCAUUUUUCCCAGCCCGUAAGAGGGUUCUGUCCUUUGCUUAUACUGAAAAUUAUUUUGUUUGACUUGAUUACAUAAGAAUCAUUUAUUAAAAUUAGCUGUUAAAAUAUCUUCCAAAUAUUCUACUCAUAAAUGCAAUAAAUUAAAAGGUUCUUAGUAUAAUGGAAGAAGAUUACUUUGGGUGUUUGUCAUCUAAACUUAAUAUUGUAAGAUGUGAAUGAGGAUGGAUCCCAACUCAACUGGUAGAAAAACAGCUGAAUAUGGGGGCAGACAAAUACCAAGGACAGGGUAUUGCUUAACUGAUAAUAUUAUUUCCUUUUUGUAUGCCUGCAUGCUGUUCAAUGCCCCUUCUAUUCUGAGAGUGGUGAUUUUUCCUUGUUAUAUUCCAUUCUUGAUUCUCUCCCAAUGUGUACAGUGUUUAACAGUUUUCUUUGUAGACUGUGCCCUAAAUGUGCCACUUAAAUGUGUAAGCCACAUUCCUAAUUUGUGUUUCGUGCGCCUCAGACUGUGAUAAAAACUUCCUUCUGGUCAGAAUAAUUAGUAAUUUGUAUUUGCUGUCCAGUGCAUAUUGUGUGAUAUGAACUCUGCCAGUGAUUUAGUUUACCUGAGAGUUCGUUGUGAUUCCUGUUCCUUUGGAAGGCUGCCAUUUGUCUUAUUUUAAGUAAAAUCAGAAUUUUUCAUUGCUUGUGCCUGUUCCACAGUAAAAACAGAUUUAGUGUCUAUAAACAAUGUCAUCACUUUACUAAAUUCUUCUUCUCUUCUGUUUUUGUCAGUAAGGGAAGAUGCUAUUUCUCAUCAUGAUACAAAGUAAGUUAUUCCAAAUUAAAACUAUCCACCACCUCCAGUCCAGCAUUGACUGCAUGUUGCAGAUGUAAAAUAUAAAACAUUAUAAAAACUAAGCCACAGUUAUAAAAAUUCGUAGGAUUUUAAUUAUUCCGUGUCAGUCUGGUUUUGUUGUAGAACUUAUUUUGUGUUUCUUAUUAAUAGGCAUUCUCGUAAUAGUAAAAAACAACCACACACACGUUCCACUUAUCUAAACCAUUGAUAUCAAUAUUACCCUCUCACUAAUUAUAUAGUAAGCUGCAAUUACCACUUAAUUUUACUGUACCUUCUUCUCUAACAAAUCUUCUGUUCCUUUCUUGAGGUAUUUAAACAGUUUAUUAUGUAGUUUAUUGCAGUUUUCAAUUGACAACAAAAUUUAAGUUUAUUUGGUACUACUUUAUUUGUAAAUUUUUCUGUCACUGAUUUCUUUUUGUCUCCUAUUCUUUCCGUUCUGUGUGCAUACUUAGUCUGUCACAUACUAGAUAGCCUCUCAUUGUUGUUGUCAGUGUAAAACCAAGUUAAUUUGUGAUGUACUGUCACAGAAUUAGCUAUUGUGGACCAAUGCCACACUCCUACUACAAAGUAUUUAUUUAUAGCUGCACAUUUCCUGUACCUGAAUUCUUAUGUGCCCGCCAACCCCCGAGACCUAAGAUGCCACUAGUCAAAAGCUGCCUUUCCUUCUCCCUGUCCACAAUGUUUGUCAAAGAUAUGGACAGUUACAAACAGUUGCAGUUCACAAUUUGAAAGCAGUUUGUGAAUCAAGUAAUUACUGUACAUUUUGAAUUCCACCACUGGCCACCAAAUUUAUCAAACAGCUGCUACUAAUACUCGUGUAAAAUAUUCUCAGUUUAAAUUGUAAUAAGUUUUCAUGAACACUGAAAUAUGACAGCAGUAAAUGCGGUCACAUUUUAGAUUUGUCUAGUGUAAAUCAUAUCGCUAUUUGAUGGUUUUGUGAUGUAGACUGUUGGUGUAAUUUGAUUUGCUGUUGAAUCCAGAUACUAUUCCUUUAAGCAAACACUGUAAUGAGUGCAUGUAGUGCUUGUUCUAACAUUCUUAUUUGCUUUAAGAUGCUGUAGUAAACAUAUUAGUUCCAUGUUGAUGUGGUGAAUAUAAAUAUUCUAGUUAUCUUCGCUUUAUUUCCAACUGUUCGAAAAUGAAACAUCUUUGUAAUUGGGCCUCCAGGUUAGCUGCCAAAUGAUGUUAUAUUUGUAAAUGUUAGACAUAUUAUUCCUUUUUAAGGGUUAACAAUAAAGCCUGUUAUGGAAUUGUUACUGCUAAUGAGUUGACUUUGGCACAGUUUCAAAAGAAAACACUUCUGUUUCUGUUUUCAUAAUGUUCUAAUUUAUAAACAGUGAGCAUUUGUCAGCUAUUUCUCAGUUAAUAAUUAUUGCAGGUAUGUGGUUUAGCAAGGCCGCAAUAAAGAAACUGGCAUCAAAAGGCUCCUUUAAGUAGUAACAAUUUAUAAUGAAAUGUCAAAUGAAUAUUGAUAGUUAAAUGCUUGACUGGAAAGUGGCAAUGGAGCAACAUGUAGACAUUAAAAGAAGAAUAAUAAGAGACCAUUAAAGUCCCACAAGACCACAAAUAAAGAGAGGUAAAAGAGGUAAAUAGAAUCGAAAAACUGUGACGGACAAACAGUGGACAUAGAUAGGCUUGUCUAUACUGUUGUCACACUAUUUUUCUGCUGUGUAAUAUGGUCUGAAAAUAGCACAAAACUCCUGGUACUUGUUUCAUGUUUUCGGAGAUUUUCAAGGCACAUGCGCUUUGGACUUCAGAUGAUACCACGUACCUGGACACACACAAAAUGCAUCUUCUAUGGUGUUUAUUUCUUUUCAGUUUAAAACUGUCAUCAGCCCCCCCCCCCCCCCCCCCAUCUCUCUCUGUCUCUGUGUGUCUGGGGGGGGGGGGGGGGGCAGGGGCAGGGCAAGUUUUCAGCCUUAUACUGAAAUAUUAUAAAGAAUACACUGUCAAAAAAGUAGUUUAUGUAGUGCUAUGCUGUCAGAUAUACUAAAGCUUAUAGUCUAACAGUUUCUUCUAUCCGUUAUGUAUUUCAAAGUAUUCAACAUGAGAACAUAUAUUAAAACUGUUCAGCAAAAAUUAUUAGUAACGCAAUAUUUUACUUGUGGGUACUGGCAACUUGCAUUUUUCACAUAGUAAGGUACGACAAACACUUCAGUUGCAACAUCAGUGAUUGCUGAUUUUCGUCUUCUUUUCCAUCAGUGAUCACGUUACUAAUUGUGGUCGGUAUUCCAUUCCCCAUCCAGAGUGAGACAUUAAUGUAUGGUUAUUUUAAUUUAUGUAUUCAACUGAAGUAUUUUGAUUCCCACUGGUUCCCUGAAAACCGAUUGUGGGACACAAACCUCCCAAUGAUAGUGAAAUCUUGACAGUAGUAGGUUCAAGUCACUAAAUAUAAAUAACUUGUUCGUUAUGACACCUUCAUUUACCACGUCAUCUGAUAUUUGUAACAGUUUAUUUUCCUGGUAAUCAUAAGGGAAAUUGGAUACCCGUAUCUUUUGCUUUUUGAAUGGAUAAAUUAUUUCCACUCUUACACAGUUCCUCUAGGUGCAAAUCUUUUUUGUGCAACUGAAUGGUAUUGACUUGGGUGUUAAAAAAAUUAUAGGUUAUGCAACUACAUUAGGAUUCCUGUUUUCAGAGGGAUAUCAUUUUUGUGUUUCAUAAAAUAAAGUACUUUAAAAACAUCAGAAAUUUGAAGACCAUGGGUCCUGUACUGUGCUUGUACAAAAUGGACCAUGAACAGGAGAUGCAUUUAAGUUAUUACACUAGUGAUAACUUAGUUUGAAGUAAAUUGAUUGAUUUUUCCCAUACAGUUGGGAUGGGGUUAGUCUGGACAGACUUGCCUUUUUCCUUCCUGCCCCCCUAAAUUAUUCUAAAUGUAGCCUCCUACCUAUUUCCUCAUUACCCAUCAACCUCCCCCCCCCCCCCCCCCCCCCCCUCUCCCCUCUCUCCUCUCUCCUCUCUCUCUCUCUCUCUCUCUCUCUCUCUCUCUCUCUCUCUCUCUCUCUCUCUCUCUCUCUCUCUCUCUCUCUCUCUCUCUCUCUCUCGUUGCUGGAGUAUUAUAGAUCACAUCUUUAAAUGCCAAUGUAUGUCUGGAGACCCCAAAUAUCCAUAUAUGAGAUUGUGAUGGAACGUUCAUGAGUAUUGUAUUCUAGUCACAUAUUAUCUCACAUACUGUAUUAACCGCAAUAUUUUUGGAAAACAGUACUGUGUUAGGUGUAGUGUGGUAAAUGAGUGGUGAAGGUAAUAUUUUUUCUAGCUUAAUCUUCCAUUUUUCUAAUUGGAAAUCUGUCUUCCAAUAUGUUUUUAGAUUUUUUAGCAGAGUGAUUUGAUUAUUGGUAGUAUAUGGCAGAGAAGCUACAGAAUUGGCUUCACUCUUCCAUUUAAGGAACAAUCCACUGUUACUCUUUGUUACAUAAUUGUUUUGUCAUUGUUUGACAGUUUAAAUAUAUAAGUGAAUAUUAACUCACAGUGCUUUUAGAAAAUUCACAUUGUCUGACAGUUUUUUAGUCCAUGCAUAUGUUAUACUUAUAAUUUCUUAAAUUUCUUUUACAAUUUUGGAAUGAAACCUAAAUCAUUUGAUGCUAAAAACUUAACCAAAGCCAUCUGCAACCAACCUGUUAUGGCCUUCUGAUGUAUAGCCAACAUAUAUUCAAAUUUGUGUAAUAUUUGAUGCAUGUAUUUUGCAUCCUCUUAUUUCCAUUACAUGUUGAACAGUAACUGAGAGGUUUAACUUUUGUUUCCAUGUUUCAAAUGUUAUUUCCCCAUGAGUUCCAGAAUAUACACCAAAAUUGUGCCUUUUUGAUGGUAAAUAAGAUGGUUAUCUAAAUAUUAUUAUAUUUAGAUGUUAUUGCAUAUAGGUACUCUUGUGGUUCAUCAGAAGAGCUCUCUCUCUCUCUCUCUCUCUCUCUCUCUCUCUCUCUCCAAGAGUUUGUUCACUCAUUAUUUGUUUUGUAAGACUUGUUUAAAGGAAUUUGUAUUAACAGUAUUAAAUAUAGACAUAAGAACAUCCAGUUUUAAGAUAAUACAAACAGGCAAAAGGGAAUAGCAGUUGUGAGCUCUUCCGAUAAAUGCAAUGGUACAAUUGAGUUACAAAAAUACUGCUAUGGUGGUCAUAUCUUAAAUAAAGUACUAAAUCAUUAUCAGUUUUAUAAUUUGUAAACUAUGUGAGAUCUGUAAAUGAUUUCUCCAUUUCUUUUCCUUUUGUCUUAACCUCAUUUGGAUAACGUGGUUUGUUAAUUCAGGAGUAAUUUAUUACAAGGAACACUGUGAAAAUUUUGAGAAUUGUAUUAUAAUCCCAUUGUGCCUUUCUUCAUUUCUGUAGCUGAAUGUUUUAUUUGACUGCCACUUUAAUGUACUCCUCACUAAAUUUCCAUCAUUAUGACACUUGUAAACAUCUUUUAUUCACAUGAGUUGUAUUAUUGUAAGCUCUUGAUAUUUAUAGUCAUGUGUAACUAAUUUUUAUGCCUUGCUGCCUCGUAAGCAAUAAAAUUAAUGCACAGGCAAGGUUUGUUUGCAAGAGUCCAGCUCUCUCUCUCUCUCUCUCUCUCUCUCUCUCUCUCUCUCUCUCUCUCUCUCUCUCUCUCUCUUUUAAAUUGUGUCAGUACUUUUCAAUUAAGAAAGAAGCUAAAUAGCUCCAAAAAAUGCUGCUCUGAAAUAAAUGUACUGCGAUGAGGCUGAUUAAAAAUGAUUGUAUUUAGAAGGAGUGCACAAUUUUAUUAACAGUGAAAAUAGUUUGCUGCAAGUUCCACACAGUCUGCAGAAACAUUAAAAUGCAGUCAUCCAGUAGACAAUUUCCUUAGUUGUCUUUUUCUGGGAAGAAUUGCUAUUAACUUGUUCCACAGUGUUUUACAAACUUAUGAAUCUUUGUGGGUAAAAGUUAAUUAAAUUUUUGUUUAUGUUUAAAUACAGACAGUAUGAGACAGUGUAUUACAUUUCAGUUGCUUUAUUAUUAUUGAUGAAGAUGAUGAUUAUUUGAAAGUACUAAUGAAGAUCACAUUUGCUUGUCAGAUUCUUUGCUUACGUCCGUUACUACAAUACAUGUAGUAAAACAUGAAUAAGAAUCACAUUAAAGAGCUAUUGCAGAUUAUUUGAUGCUGUUGAUUUGAGUGCCUUUCUUCAGUCAAAAUAAAAAAUUGUUAUUACAUGGAGGAGGAGGAGGAUGAUGCUUAUCUUUCACUUGAAUAUUCACUUAUUAGAGAAAUUUCUUGACUUUCACUCCUAUAAUUGAGUUUCUGUAUUCAUUUUUAGUGUUUGUUUUUCUGCUGUGUAUUUUACAUCUUGUGUUUAAAUAAUUAUUCUUUUUAUAAAGAUGUCAGUGAUACGGGGAUUUGUCGAAACAUGUUAAUGUUUUUGAAGUUUCUGUGGUGUUAUAAUGCCAUUUCAUAGAAUUGGACUAAAAAUUUUAAGUAUAUAGAUCUUAAAGGGAAAUUAAUCUUAGUCAGUUUCAUUCUGACAAAAGAGUGAAACAUUACAUUUUAAUUUAUACACUGCAUAUUUCACAAAAAAAAACUUUAAAUUUUUGUGUUCUCUUUAUACUCUUUAAUUGGAAAUGUCUUUCCAAUAAGCAUGUUGUGUUCAUUAUCUCAGAGCUAAAGGAAAAAAUGCAGGCAAAAGUGUGAACUAUGAAGCCUGUGUGCUUGUAACAGUUUGAUAGUUAGUUUUAAUACGUUAUUUGUACAAAUGUAAUGAGUUAUAAAUGUUAAAAUACUAAUGAUAAUUGAUACGUAGCAUGUUUGCUAUUAUUGUGUCAGACCAGUCAAUGAAACUUUGUGAUUCAGAUUGCAUUUGUAUCUUUCAACAACAAAUAAUUGGGCAGAGUGAAAAAAAAUCAAUAAAUUCCUAAAAUGAG
Molecule: messenger RNA, 10642 nt
Organism: Schistocerca gregaria
Lineage: Eukaryota; Metazoa; Arthropoda; Insecta; Orthoptera; Acrididae
Gene: S6k
Product: ribosomal protein S6 kinase beta-1
Exons: 12
Coding region: 207-1583 (458 amino acids)
Biological process (GO): protein phosphorylation; signal transduction
Molecular function (GO): protein serine/threonine kinase activity; ATP binding
Source: RefSeq, a predicted model, not a curated record